Molecule: messenger RNA, 1470 nt
Organism: Teleopsis dalmanni
Lineage: Eukaryota; Metazoa; Arthropoda; Insecta; Diptera; Diopsidae
Product: TPR-containing protein DDB_G0280363-like
Exons: 2
Coding region: 310-1170 (286 amino acids)
Source: RefSeq, a predicted model, not a curated record
AAUUUAACAAUUCCUAAAAAUUCGUUGAAAAUUGCACACGAACGGAGCAUGAGCAAAAGUUGUUGCAAGCAAUACUUUCAAGCAGCAAUAAUUAUAAAAUUUGUGUUAAUUUUAAGUAAUUUUAGUUUUUGUGAAUUUUGAAUUAAAUUUCUUAAUUGCAAUACAAUAAAAAUUUAUCUCAGAAAUUUUGUAAUAAAGUGCAACUGCAACUGGGCAAAGUUGUGAAUCAAAAAGGAGGCGGAAAGGUGAAGUGACCACCAAUAUUGUACAUUAAAGGCAAAUAUUAUUAAGCAUUUUGUCGUAACUAACAUGCGUACCUUGGUCGAAGACACCAAAAAAAUUGCAUUGAACAAUAACAAUAUUGGCACAACUUCUAAUAAUAUUGCAACUUCAACUCUAACUGCAACAGCAACUGCAACAAAUAAAACAAGAAACAUUACAAAGCAUUACAAAUCGUUGAAUAAAAAUUGUAAAAUGCAACAGCAACAACAACAGCAACAAAGUGCAAAUCUCAGCAGCAAUGGUGCACUUCAGAAACAGAACAGGCAGAAGCAGCAUCACCAACAACAGCAACAACAACAACAAAAACAGCAACAGCAGCACAACAAUAAUUCUACAACAAUUGCAAUUCCAAAAGCAGCACAUGCCAACACGAACGAAGAAAUCGCCGGCGGUGUGCAAGACACCAUCUAUUUGUGUAAUUUUCGAGUGUCGGUCGAUGGCGAAUGGUUGUGCCUUAAAGAGUUGGCUGAUCUAGACAUAAACCAGCAGAACGGUGCUCCCACGAUCGCUGGACGCCAAACGCAUUUCGGCAACAAGAACAAGCGCUACUCAGGAAUGUCAGCCAAUGGCUUGGAGGAUAAUGGUAUAUUGGCAAUACAAAAUUUAAUCAGUCGUCGUUUGAAUCAUGAGCGCGAACACGUUCAUAAAACAAAUAGUCAGCACUUGCUUACAACAAGACACGCACAAGAUAAUGGCUUAUGUGGUGUUAUUGGUGGUUCUAGUACUGGUGGUGAAUGGUCUAAUCUUUGUAGGUUGCUUCUUUUACGCAUCACAAUUUUUAUUUUGAUUUCUUUCUUCGGUUUACUACUUUUUAUGCAUUUUUAUUUUGUUUUAGUUGCCAAGAAUUGCACGCAAACGAAAAUAUUUAAUCUGAAUUUUAGGAUCUAAAUUUGUGUUCUUAAGUGCUUUGACCAAGUGACACACAAAUGAUGAAUUGAACUAUAUAAAAACGUUCUUACACUGUAUAAUUGCCGACAUUUCCUUUGUGCAGUAGUGCUUUUUAUAUCAUUCACGACGACAAAUUUUGAAGUGCCUUUCCAUAGCAAUUAAGUGGAAAAGGCAAGCCUUUGUUUAGUCAAUAGAAGUCCAAGUAAAGUGUACCUGUGCUAGAGUGUAGUUUGAGUGUGUACUCAAGGCAGCAAGAAUGCUCUUUUAAUAUUUUAUUAAAAAACUAUUUAAUAUUUUUCG